Messenger RNA from Zonotrichia leucophrys gambelii, 3027 nucleotides. RefSeq names its product HAUS augmin-like complex subunit 3. The transcript is spliced from 6 exons. Bases 477 to 2591 code for a protein of 704 amino acids. Gene Ontology annotation, cellular component: mitotic spindle; HAUS complex; centrosome. Gene Ontology annotation, biological process: spindle assembly; centrosome cycle. NCBI's taxonomy places the organism in Eukaryota, Metazoa, Chordata, Aves, Passeriformes, Passerellidae. The record is from RefSeq and is a predicted model, not a curated record.
GCUGCCCUGGCCCCUGAGUGCUCCCAGAGGGUGGAUAAGGCAUGGUGGUGAAGGUACCUCUGCCAGCAGCCAAGCCCUGGGGUGGGGCUGUGCUGUGGGGUCAGGCCUGGGCAGGCUAUGGCCAGAGCUUGGCUCUGGGCCUGCUAAAGGACAAGCCUUACAGGGCAAGGUUGAUGCUCUUUAUGCUGUUCAUGCUGUUUAUACUGCUGCAGUAAUUCCAGUUCGGCAGUGUGGCCAUUAUCCAGCUGCUUGGUGUGGGGGCCUGCCCCUUUGGUCCAGGGGAUCCUGGAGCGGAUUUCCACAGGGUCUCCAAGGGUGCUGAUGAGGCUUGCAUCCUCACUGUGGGGAAUGUCAUUGUUGGCCAGCUCCUCCAUCCACUCCUUGCACAGUGCUGCACGGUAGUCUCCCUGCCAUGAGAAACACCAUCUCAGCCCUCCUUUAAGUUGUACCCAGUCUAUUUGCUGACCAUCCUUGCCAUGUUCAGCUGGAGGUAUUCCCAGGCCUUCCCACUGGACACUGUCAACAGAGCAGCAGACUUUAUGGCAAAGCUGAGGCAGAUCUACCCCCAUGCAGAUACUCUCUGUGAGAAGGACUUUGAGUGGCUCUUUGACUGCCCUGAGACAAAGCAGUUCCUCGAGUGGUUCUGCAGCACAGUGGGUGAGGAGAAUGUGCUGAGCCCAGCUGAGGUGGAGGCCUAUGAGGCCCAGCUGGCUGCAGGCAAACCCAUCCUGGAAGGUGAUGCCUUGGAGGAGGCCCUGCAGAUGUUCUGCCAGGUCCUGCAGCUCCCGAGCUCCAUAGUGGAUGAGGGGCCCUCUCAAGAGGCCCUGCAGCAGGAGCUUCAGGAGCUGAAGCACUACCAUGACCUCCAGCUCUGGAGGUACAGGAAGCUGAUGGCUUGGACAAACAAGCUGAAGCAGGAGCAGAAGUAUUUGGAGGAGGAGAAGAAAGUGGUGAAGCAGGAGUUGAGGGUGGCUCAUAUGGACUUGAAAGCAAAGAUCUUCAAAACCAAAGCUGUCUUGAGCCAGGUCAGCAAGGCUGCAAAGCAGGUGUCACAGUGUCCCGUGAGCAUGGGGAUGGACCAGCUGCCAACACUGCUGUGCCAGAUGGAUCUUGCUCCUUACCUGGAGCAAGAACAACAGGCCACCGAUGCAUUUGAGAGCUUCAUCCAGCAGGUCCUACCACAGUGUGUUCAGUCUCCAGAUGUUUGGGAAGCAAGUGCACAGGGAGAGAGCACCCUGAAGGAAGCUCUGGAGUGGAUGGACUCAUACUGUGAAAUACCAGAAGAAAGAAGAGGAGCUCCUUAUCAAGAAUGCCCAAAAACACUGUGUGGGGGAGAACCAGCAAGCUGGGGAAAAUUGGUCCAAGGCUCAAAGUCAGAGCUCCUAGUGGAUGGAGGGAAUGAGAGAGACACGUCGAGCAUGGAGAGUGAGGAGAGAGAUGGCAGCCAGGAUGUCACAGAGGUAAGUGACACCAAGAAAACAUCAACAUCAAAAACUCUUGGGACUGAUGAAGAUGAGCUGCUGGAGGACCAAGACAGCUUCUGGAAGGAACUGAGCCAAAUAGAGACAGCUCAUAUCUGUGCCCGGAGGGAGGUUAUAGUCACAGCAGCAAAAGUGGAAGGUGCCCGUGCUGCGCUGGAGUGGGCCCAGAGGACUCUGGAAGCUCUGGAGGAUAACCAGCAGGCCGUGCAGGCCGAGCUGCAGAGCCAGGCUGCCGCGCUGCCCUGGCAGCUCCGCGCCCUGCGCUCCGACAUCGCGCACAUGCUGGCACAGCGGCUGCCCGCCCUGCUGCGGGCAGAGGCACGCCGCCUCCACCUGCCCAUCCUGCACAGGCAGGUCAGCCUGCGAGUGGCCCGGCUCCAGGACACUGCCACGAGGCAGCAGGAGGCGGCUGCGUGGCUGUUGAGCCAGCAGAGCCGCCUGGAGCUGCUAGAGCUGCAGCUAAAACGGGAGAGAAAAGAGCUGGAGCACAAGGCUGCUUGGCUGGAGAAGACCAAAACUGUCAUGAGGGAAUCCCAGACCAGGCUGCUGAACGAGCAGAUCUACUUCAGGGGUGCUGAGCCCUCCCAGAAGGCUCAUCCACACAAAUGGAUAGACCCCAAAGACCUCACUGCUGUACGGCUCUGGGACAUGCUGAUGGGAAAGGAUGAGAAGAAGCAGCAGCCCUUCCGCAGCUAUGCGGUCUUGGCAGCCAAAUGCUCCCAGCUGGUUCAGGACAAGAGGGCACUGGAAGCCCAGCUGGAAGCUCCUCUGCCCCAGGUGUCUGCCCUGGAGUCCUCCAUGGAAGCGCUCUACCACCAGCUGUACAGCAGCUCCAACCAGCUGCAGCUCUCCUCGCUGGAGAUCUCUGAGCUGAUGGAGCAGUUGAUCAUCGUGGAGGAUGACCUCUACCAAAAGCUGGCAGACCUCCUGAGUGACUUGGGGGUGAAGCGCAGGUCUCUGGAGAGCCCCAUGCUGCAGGCAGAGCGCAGCCUUUAUGUGCAUUUUUACUGCAAUGGGGACAGGCUGAGGCAGGAGGUGGAGGAGCUGGAGAAGCAGGCAUCAGCCUCCUCCAAGGGACCCCCGAGGGAGCUGCCCUAUGGAAAGGAGUAGGUCUAAGGGAUCCUUUCUCCCUGCCACAGUAGUGGUGUCCUCUUUUGGCUGGGAUGGGUCCUUAAUUAUGGUCGGGGAGAGAACUCUUGUGGUCUCUGCUCUGGUGUCAUGACCUGGCAGCUUUAAAAGAAUUUUAAAAGAUUUAAAAGAAUUUAAAAGAUUGAAAAGAUUUAAAAGAAACUAGGAGCUUAAUCCUUAAAUACAGAGUUUCUGGGGGCUGGUUUAGAUGACCUGUAAGAAAGCGAUGCAUCUUGUGGCAUUGGAAGCUUUGGAUAGACAAGACACUUCUUGUGCCAGCUCUACAAGAGGAGGGUGCUGGGGGCAAGUGGACCAACAUUGUCUGUGUCCUUCCCCUUUCACUUUCUGAGUGAAGGGGUUUUGUGUGUUUUUGGGAGAAUAAAAAGGUCUGUUACUCUCAACUGCAGAGCAAUAAGCC